AUGCCGCCCCCGGAGGCGCCGCCCGGGCCCAGCGUCAGUGUGGUGGUGGUGGUCGGCGGCUCCUGCGUGCUGCGCUACAGCCGCCCCCCCCCGCCGCCCCCCGCCCCCAGCCCCCCCCCGGCCUGGGGGCAGCCCGGAGACCCAAGGGGGGAGCGGGGGGAGCUGCUGGUGCUGCUGCGGAGCCUCGGCCCUGGGGCCCCCCCUGAGCCCGUGGCCGCCACCAGCUUCGUGGGGCCUGAGCCCCGGGACCUGCUGCCUGCUGCUCCGGAGCUGCGCAGUCCCAGCAGUGCCGGGGGGGGGCUGGGCCACGGACUGGGCUGGCCACAGGACUCCCCCCCGUUCGCGGUGGAGCUGCCGCGGGGCCCGGGCGGGUUCGGGUUCAGCCUCCGGGGGGGCCCCGCCGGGGUUUUCGUGCGGGGGCUGCGCGAGGGGGGCCCGGCCCAGCGCUGCGGCUGCAUCCAGGUCAGUGACGAGCUCCUGGCCAUCAACGGGGCCCCCACGGCCGGCAUGAGCCACGCGCAGGCGCUGGCCCGGAUCCGGGGCGGGGGCAGCCGCCUGCGCCUGCUGCUGCGCCGCCCCCACGGGGCGCCCCCAGCCCCGCUGGCGCGGGGGGGUGCUGCGGCUGUGCGUGGGCAGCUCCCCGCGGGGGGAGCCCUGCUUCUGCCUCGUGGGGGGGCUGCACCCCUGACCCCCCGGACCCCGCACACGGACGGUGACGGCGCAGCGAGGUUCGCCCCCCGCCCCCCCCCCCCAAUUUUUUGGUGCUUUGGGGGGCCCCCAUCGCGGGGGGGUCAUUCUGGUACCCCUCGUUUUGGCGGGGGCGCACUUCGAGCUAUGCAAUACCCCCCCACCGCGUUCCGGGGGUCGCACGGAGGUGUUGUCCCCCUCCCCAUUUCGGGGUGCUCAAUAAAGGUGAGGACCCCACGGUGGCUCCCGUUUCCCACAAGGACCCCCCCCGUUCCUUCCCUGCCCGCAUCCGGCGGGCGGGGCGCUGCCCACAUCCGCUGA
Messenger RNA from Haemorhous mexicanus (house finch), 1008 nucleotides. It is a transcript of the gene MAGIX, whose product is annotated as MAGI family member, X-linked. The transcript is spliced from 7 exons. Gene Ontology annotation, cellular component: cytoplasm. Gene Ontology annotation, biological process: signal transduction. Gene Ontology annotation, molecular function: protein binding. The record is from RefSeq and is a predicted model, not a curated record. The coding region runs from base 1 to 1008 and encodes 335 amino acids. Lineage: Eukaryota; Metazoa; Chordata; Aves; Passeriformes; Fringillidae.